GGUGUAGUGAGUCUGUGGUUCCUUCCGUUCCUUGUAGUGGAACCAACGCACAGACGCUCCAGUUGAGGCUGGGACUGAUAUAACCAUGAAUCCUUCAUCAGCCAUUCUCAGAGGGACCCGUGCCGCCCUUUGCAUCAGACCUCUGCACACAACGCUCUCCGUCAACAUGCCUAUUCAGGUGGGUCAGUCCUUGCCGGCAGUGGAGGUGCAGGAGGGAGAGCCAGGGAAGAAGGUCUCCAUGGACCAGCUCUUCAAGGGGAAGAAGGGGGUUCUGUUUGCCGUACCAGGAGCCUUCACGCCCGGAUGCUCCAAGACACAUCUUCCUGGCUUUGUGGAGCAAGCUGCAGCGCUGAAGAGCAAAGGCAUCCAGGAGGUGGCCUGUGUCUCCGUUAACGAUGCAUUCGUCAUGGCCGCCUGGGGAAAGGAGCACGGAACUGAAGGCAAAAUAAGAAUGCUUGCCGAUCCUACUGGAGCUUUCACAAAGGCAGUGGAUCUGCUGCUGGACGCUGAGCAGCUGGUGCAGAUUCUUGGAAACCCAAGGUCCAAAAGGUAUGCCAUGCUGGUUGAAGACGGCGUGGUCAAGAAAGUAAACGUGGAACCUGACGGCACAGGACUGACCUGCAGUUUGGCGUCCAACAUCCUGGAAGAUCUGGCUUAGGCCACAAGCACUAAACCUACUGAACCUCUCUACUCCCUUUGUACACUUAAAUGAAAACAAACAAAAAACCCCAUAAAGCUGAGACGCACAAUUGUGUAAUUUGCACAGAGCUAUGCAGAAACCAUCCAUCCAAACCUUCAAACAAUUACUCUGUUUACAAUGUCUUAGUGAGACAAAAUAAAACACACCACUGUUGAGAAA
This is a messenger RNA of Engraulis encrasicolus (European anchovy), 859 nucleotides long. It is a transcript of the gene prdx5, whose product is annotated as peroxiredoxin 5. The transcript has 6 exons. Gene Ontology annotation, biological process: cellular response to oxidative stress; hydrogen peroxide catabolic process; cell redox homeostasis. Gene Ontology annotation, cellular component: mitochondrion; cytoplasm; peroxisome. The record is from RefSeq and is a predicted model, not a curated record. The coding region runs from base 86 to 658 and encodes 190 amino acids. Gene Ontology annotation, molecular function: thioredoxin peroxidase activity. NCBI's taxonomy places the organism in Eukaryota, Metazoa, Chordata, Actinopteri, Clupeiformes, Engraulidae.